Molecule: messenger RNA, 2417 nt
Organism: Sinocyclocheilus anshuiensis
Lineage: Eukaryota; Metazoa; Chordata; Actinopteri; Cypriniformes; Cyprinidae
Product: V-type immunoglobulin domain-containing suppressor of T-cell activation-like
Exons: 7
Coding region: 163-1002 (279 amino acids)
Biological process (GO): regulation of immune response; negative regulation of alpha-beta T cell activation
Cellular component (GO): plasma membrane
Source: RefSeq, a predicted model, not a curated record
AUAUGAUUCCUGAAGUAGCUUACUGUAAGAGCCGGCACAGUAGUUCACAAUACACGGUAACAAGAAGAAGACUACAUAAGAUUUCUGUCAUCACAGCUGGAGAAACUGUAGAAACUGUAGACAUUUCAACAGUUUUGUGAACGUUACAGGAGAUCAGGACUGAUGGAUGUAUUUUGCGCUUUGUUGCUCUGCUUUCAUCUCUUAACUGCGGUUCAAGUGAGCGGUGAGCGUCACUCUUUCAGUGUCUCCGUGCCCCAUCGGGUCUACGAGUGUCCUGAAGGGGCCAAUGUCACUUUAACAUGUGUUCAGUCCGGAUCCAAGACUUUUUCGGGGGAUAGGUUGUGGAACACCUGGCUCUUCACACCUCACUCGCAGGAGCGCUGCCACAAGGGUGCACAUCCACGCGGGUCUAGUUACUCCAACCGCACAAUUGGAGUGCAAUACAUCGAAGACAAGAAGGCUUUCUCCAUCAUCUUGCAGAACAUCAAGCACAAGGACCAGGGAAAAUACUGCUGUCUGAUUCUGGAAGUUCAUAACAAGCAAAAGGUGGAGCAGGGGGCCCAUGAAUUCAUCUACCUGAAUGUGGUGCCAUCGAUGGGACAUACUCACAACGGCAGUCUGAAGUGUUUGGAGUGGUCUCACAGUCCUUCAGAUGACUCGUUGGCUGAAGGUCUGGCUAUCACAGCCUGUGUCGUUUUCAUUCUGUGCCUUCCGCUCAUACUGAUGCUGGUUUACAGACAGAGACAAACAGUAGAGCGGCACAGACGUGCACACGAGCUGGUGCGUAUGGACAGUGAAGCACAGGCCCAUGAUAACCCAGUGUUUUUGGGUGAUUCUCCACAACCUAAACCUCGGACUGUAUCCCAAAUAAUGAGGCAGUCAUCUGAAACAGGACGACACCUCCUGUCAGAUCCCGGCACUCCAUUUUCUCCAAACAUACAAGGAGAAUUGUUUUUCCCAGCACAAGAACCCAUCCCUGAGUGUCCCAACUUAAUGGAGUAAAAGACGUCACGUCCACCCCAGGAACAUCUAGUUCUUCUUCCUUCUCCUCCACAUCAUCAUGCCUCUGUUCUUCCUGUCUUCUGCAAAGAUGAGGAGGAGAGACCCACCCCCAAAAAAUGAGAACUGAACUCUCUGCUAUUACGGUGGGACCCUUUAUCUGCUGACUGUUCUUAAACGGGUUUCCCGAGAAGGAAAAUCGGACUAUUUCACAAGUUAGGGCACUAGGGAGAGCUGAUCACAGGGAAUUUUCAUGAAGAGGAUCCAAAGAUUUUCUUUUGUGCCAUUUGAGUUGAAAAAUUGAUUUCAGCAAAGCUGUUUGCACACAUUUCUGUUCAUCACGUGCUUUGUGUGUCAGACACACUGUGGUUUCAUUUGCACUUAAAAGACCAUUUUACUCUUUUUCUUUCUUCUCUAAUCUGUCUAUCCCCAUCCUCAUCCUCCUUUCCCAAUGAAACAAUCAGUUCAUCCGCUCUCUUCUAGAGGUCAGGGAUGUAUUAAUACCUCAUUCACUCCUGUUUUACCCAUCUCAGUACUCAGUUUCUCAAUAGUUAUUUCCUCCAUACUCAAUAUGUCAGUGCCAAAGUACUCAGUUAUCACUUUAUCACUGAAAUGGUGCCUGUGCUGGUCCCGGAUUCGGUGUUUGGUCGGAAAAUCUGCAGAUGCAAAUGACUGUGUUUGUUUCAAAAUGUGAAAUAAUUGAUAAUUCAGUGUCUUUAUGUAAUGGGCCUAGAUUGGGACCAGCACCGGCACGUGUCGGUGGAAAAGGGAUGUUCUCAGUACACUCACCGUCAGACCUGCUGAGAAAUGAUGGGGUGUUUUAAACCCUCUUGCAGUGAGUGUGGUGCUUUUAUGAUGUAUGUAGCUAAACGAUGCAUUCUGUCAGAAUGAGUGCAGAUUUUCUUUUUUGUGGUAAAUGUUGCAUCAGUGACAAUCAAACACAAUGCCACUUUCUUACGUCUCUCGUGUCACCUGUGGCUUUAAGGGCCCGAGGGCUCAUAAAAGAAGAUUUUCUAUCUAUUUUGUAUUUAAUUUUUAUCUGAUUUAUGUGUGUGUGUGUGUGUGUGUGUGUGUGUGUGUUUCCAUUAUUUUAAAAAUUAUAAAAAAAAAAAAAAAACACAGAGCUGGAAAACGUUUUCAGGAAGCUUAAAAGUUGAAAUCCACUGCCAUAAAGAGUGCCAAUACUUUGCUUUGUGUAUGAAUGGUUUGUAGAUGAAUGAUUGCAAAUAUUGUAAAAAUGCUGAUAAAUAUGCCAUUGUACCAGUUUGUAUAUUUGAAGUUGCACAUGUACAGCUAGGUAGCACCGUAUAUGUAGCUCCAGAGACAAUGCUGUUACACAUCUGCUGAUACAAUCGAAAACCACUUGCUUAAAUCUUGUUUUAUAAAAGUACAAACAAAUAAAACUGUUCUGGUGAGAA